Saprolegnia parasitica CBS 223.65 is the source of this 460-nucleotide messenger RNA. RefSeq lists its product as hypothetical. NCBI's taxonomy places the organism in Eukaryota, Oomycota, Saprolegniomycetes, Saprolegniales, Saprolegniaceae. The record is from RefSeq and is a predicted model, not a curated record. The coding region runs from base 48 to 389 and encodes 113 amino acids. The transcript has a single exon.
GACGUAGCAGAAGGCCGCCAGCUGCCCACUUGCAAUCUAUUCGAAACAUGGUAAUCUCCAACGCCAAGAUGGCGACGUACGACUUCCUCGCCGAGCUCCGCGGCGGCGCCUUCUACCCGGCGAGCUCGAUCGAGAAGGGUCGGACCUUGCUGCGAGAGCUCUGCGCAGCGAUCGAAGACGCCAAGCCGCUCACGCUCGACGGGCUCGAGCGGCUCACGCAUGCGACGACCGCGGGCUUCAACGCGCUGGAAGACGAGCUCAACGAGCAAGGAUCGAUGAUCGACACGGUUGCGCGCGAGUGCAUCGCCAACGACAUUGGGGUCAUUGCGGAAGCGUACGGCUUCCUGCAGUUUGAUAUCGAGUCGCUCAUCGCGAAUCGCGAGUGGUAGACACUUUUCUAUAAUGCCACAUGCAACAUGGCUCACAUGCAGAAGGAAUCGCCACCGUGCGACGAGGACGA